Cheilinus undulatus (humphead wrasse) is the source of this 3113-nucleotide messenger RNA. It is a transcript of the gene nedd9, whose product is annotated as neural precursor cell expressed, developmentally down-regulated 9. Gene Ontology annotation, biological process: cell surface receptor protein tyrosine kinase signaling pathway; cell migration. Lineage: Eukaryota; Metazoa; Chordata; Actinopteri; Labriformes; Labridae. The transcript has 7 exons. The record is from RefSeq and is a predicted model, not a curated record. The coding region runs from base 212 to 2683 and encodes 823 amino acids. Gene Ontology annotation, molecular function: protein binding. Gene Ontology annotation, cellular component: plasma membrane; cytoplasm.
AGCAGUCUGGAUCUGGUGUAGAGGAGUAGAGAGAAGCGGUCCGGAUUCAGACUGAUUCCUCCGUGCAUGUUUCUCCUGUGUAUGAAGCUCUAGAUGGCUGGUUAACCAACGAGAAAAUACACGUCAGUCAGUCCGCACAUGUGAAGCUCUUUGACGCCAUAAAGCGGAUUUAUUUCUCACUUUGACCGGAGUCACAGAGGAGAGCUGCGAGAUGAAAUACAAAAAUCUAAUGGCGAAAGCGUUGUAUGACAACGUACCGGAGUCCCCCGAGGAGCUGGCCUUCCGUAAAGGGGACAUCUUGACCGUCAUAGAGCAGAAUACAGGGGGCCUGGAGGGGUGGUGGCUCUGCUCCCUGCACGGCCGCCAAGGCAUCGCCCCUGGCAAUCGCCUCAAGUUGCUGAUCGGACCCAUGUUUGAGGCUCAGUCGCCAGCCGCUGCUGCCGCCUCCAGCGCUGCCCAGUCCUCCCCUCAAAGCUCAGCCUAUCAGCAGAAGGUCGGCUCUGGGUCUCAGGGGCUUUACCAGGUGCCGCCGUCCCUCCAGAGUCCACAGCAGCAGAGCCAACAGAGCAUCUAUCAGGUUCCUCCUGCACAAGACGUCUACCAAGUCCCACCGAGGAGCACGCUAGCUGCUGAAAGCACUCCAAGCAAGGUGGUGACCCCGACCAGAGUGGGACAGACCUACACCUACAGCCCCGGACAGCACAACCAGCAGGACCUCUAUGAUGUCCCACCGAGCAGAUCACAGGGGGUGUACGAUAUUCCACCGGGUCAGAUGUUUCCUGCUGCGAGAAACCAGGGAGUUUAUGACGUCCCUCCGUCUCAGAUGGAUCCGAGGACGCAGGGUGUUUAUGACAUACCUCCCUCCUCACAAGGGGUCUACUCAGUGCCUCCAUGCAGGACCAACCCUGCCCUCCAGGAGGGGAACUACGACUUCCCACAGCCUCUCAAACACAAACAGGAAGGGAUCUACGAUGUGCCACCACCUACCCUCACCAAACCCACCCAAAGCCCCCAGUCCCAUUACGACUUCCCCCCAAAUAUGGAGCCUUCUGUUCAUCACCAACACCCCAACUCCAACAGCAAUGAAGGCAUUUAUGACGUACCCCCACCAGCCCUUCACUCAGGGGUGGGAUCCCAGAGGGACGUGUACGACAUCCCUCGUGGCAUGCAGCACAGAGCUUCGCCAUCUGAAAGAGACGGCAACAAAGGCAUCUAUGACAUUCCCGCUCAGGACAGUCGAGCAGUAGGGGAUGUGACUGACGGCGUGAACCGUCUGUCCUUCUCCAGCACCGGAAGCACACGCAGCAGCAUGUCCACAUCCUCGUCUUCUACAGGGUCCAGCUCUGAGGGACGCCUUGCUCUGGAUGUGGAUGCCGCCGUGCAGAGGUUGUACCGUCUGCAGCAAGGCGUGGACGCAUCAGUCGGAGCUUUACACUCAAUGGCAGCUUCCCCUCACUGGAGGACUUUCCCCUUCAUGGAGCGCCACGCUAAUGAUGUCCGCACGGUGCUGGACAGGGUGCGGGCUGCUCUAGGGGACUUUGUUGUGUUUGGUAGAGGGGCUGCAGUGAACGCUACCUCUCUGUCAGACUCAAGCCUGCACAGUAAACUCAGACGGCAGCUGGGGCGCCUGGAGGACUCGCAGCAGAUCCUCCUGCAGAUCUAUCAAACUCUGGAGAACUGCAGCUGGGCUCUGAAUGCCUUAGCAUUGUCUGGCAGACAGCACAACAAGAGCGACGACCUGGAUCGCUUCGUCAUGGUCUCCAGGACAGUCCCUGAUGACGCCAAGCAGCUGGCGUCCACGAUAGGCAGCAACGCAGAGCUGCUGUUCAGGCGAACGCACAUGGACGGGUCUUUCUCUAUCGGAAGCUCACCUGAUGAGAACAUGAUCCACCCGCUUACCUCCCCCUCCUCUGAUAACGACAACUUCAGAGGACAGACCAAACCCUUCCCCGUGUCGUCGAGCCAGGACAAAGACAACAUGAACAACAGUGAGAAGUGCGUGAAGAGCUGGAUGGAGGACUAUGACUACGUUCAUCUACAGGGCAAAGACGACUUUGAACGUCAGCAGAAAGAGCUCCUGGAGAAAGAGAACAUCAUAAAGCAGAGUCAGGUCCAGCUGGGACAGGAGCAGAUCAAUCAGUUCAAGAAGCUGGAGCAGGAAGUGAUCAAACCCGUGGAGAACGACAUCUCACAGUGGAUCUCACACCAACACUCAGGCAUGACCUCCGCCUCCCCCUCGGACUCCUCCUCCUCCUCCACGCCCCCCUCCACCCACGUGUGCGCCCGAGACCGCCAGCUCCUGGGCUUCUACUCGGAGCAGUGCGAGCAGCAUUUCGUCACGCUCCUCAGCGCCGUCGACGCCUUCUUCAGCUGCGUCAGCGCCGGGCAGCCUCCCCGCAUCUUCGUGGCUCACAGCAAGUUCGUCAUCCUCAGCGCGCACAAACUGGUCUUCAUCGGGGACACCCUGUCCAGGCAGGCGUCAGCGCCUGAGGUGGCCAACAGGGUGAUGAACUCCAGUAACGUGCUGUGUGACUUGUUAAAAACGGUGGUGGCUGCCACUAAAAUGGCAGCUCUUAACUACCCCAACACGGCCGCCAUCCAGGAGAUGGUGGACAGAGUCACGGAUCUCUCACAUCACGCACAGCAGUUCAAAGAACAGUUGCUGCAGCUGGCCAACUUGUGAUUUUCAACCAUGAUGUUCCAUUUGAUUUCAGCACAGACUCCAUGUGUAUAUUAUUUAGCAUAAAUCUAUAUAUUUACAGUACAUUUAUAUAUAUUGCUCUUCAUCUUUAAGCCUGUUUUGAUGUUGUACAUAGUCGGUUCUGUACAUAUUUGCUCUAUUUUUGUUUAGAUUGUUUUAUAUUAUGGUAUGGAUAUAUAAAUGUAGAUGCAGUUUGGUGUCUGUAGAAUCACGUAGACAUUUUUCAUAACAUUCCUGUUGCAUAUUCUAUAUGAAGCACCUUAUGAGAUGAGUCCUGUUCCUUUCAUUUGUACCUGUAGAGUGUUGUUGAUGUGUCUUACUGCUGGGUGUGACUGUAAAUCUCCCUGUAAAUCACGUUAAUGUGGAAAUGUUUGUGUGUGGAGCUGUCCACAAAGUAAAGGAUUGUUCUUAA